CUUCUGGUGUGGCGUGGGGACUGCCCACCGCUCGCAGAGAGGGAGGAGCUCCGGGGAACCGGGGCCGGGCGGGCCAGUGCUUGGCGCCGGCGGGGAAGGCUCGGCCGGAGCACCCGGGUUCGGUUAAUGAUUCACUCCGGCCGCCGGCGCCGGGUUCCGGGAGCGGAGCCGGGGUGGGGGCGGGCGCGCCGCGGGCUUGCCUCCCCACCCGCCGAGCGCCGUUGGAAGCCGGGUCCUGGCCACGGGAGUCCCUGCCGCACGCGAGAGUCGUGGGAGGGGGCCAGGGCCGGGUUCUGCAGUGUGGCUUCGGAGUCCAUGGUUGAGGGACCCGAAGAGUUAGAGCAGGGAUGGGGCUGCCGCUCGAGGGUCCGAGAGGCUGAUCGGAGGGCCAAGAACGUACUGGCCAAAGCCCUCUAUGACAACGUGGCCGAGUCCCCGGAUGAGCUGUCCUUUCGCAAGGGCGACAUCAUGACGGUGCUGGAGCAGGACACGCAGGGCCUGGACGGCUGGUGGCUCUGCUCGCUGCACGGGCGCCAGGGCAUCGUGCCCGGGAACCGCCUCAAGAUCUUAGUGGGCAUGUACGAUAAGAAGCCAGCAGGGCCUGGGCCCGGUCCUCCUGCUGCCCCUGCCCAGCCCCAGCCCGGCCUCCCACAAAGCCUCCAUGCCCCAGCACCUCCGACCUCCCAGUACACGCCCAUGCUCCCCGCCACCUACCAGCCCCAGCCUGACAGCGUCUACCUGGUGCCCACCCCGAGCAAGACUCAGCAAGGCCUCUACCAAGCCCCUGGCCCCAGCCCUCAGUUCCAGUCACCCCCAGCCAAGCAGACAUCUACCUUCUCGAAGCAGACGCCCCAUCACCCAUUUCCCAGCCCGGCCACAGACCUGUACCAGGUGCCCCCAGGGCCUGGAGGCCCUGCCCAGGACAUUUACCAGGUGCCACCUUCUGCUGGGAUGGGGCAUGACAUCUACCAGGUUCCCCCGUCCAUGGACACCCGCAGCUGGGAGGGCACAAAGCCUCCAGCAAAGGUUGUGGUGCCCACCCGUGUGGGGCAGGGCUAUGUAUAUGAAGCCUCACAGCCGGAGCAGGACGAGUAUGACAUCCCGCGACACCUGCUGGCCCCGGGGCCCCAGGACAUCUACGAUGUGCCCCCAGUUCGGGGGCUGCUUCCCAGCCAGUACGGCCAGGAGGUAUAUGACACACCCCCCAUGGCCGUCAAGGGUCCCAAUGGCCGAGCCCCGUUGCUGGAGGUGUAUGACGUGCCCCCCAGCGUGGAGAAGGGCCUGCCGCUGUCCAGCCACCACGCGGUCUACGACGUUCCUCCAUCAGUGAGCAAGGACGUGCCCGAUGGCCCGCUACUGCGUGAGGAAACCUACGAUGUGCCCCCGGCCUUCGCCAAGGCCAAGCCCUUUGAUCCAACCCGCACCCCGCUGGUCCUGGCUGCGCCCCCUGUAGACUCCCCGCCGGCUGAGGACGUGUAUGACGUGCCACCCCCAGCUCCUGACCUCUACGACGUGCCCCCUGGCUUGCGGCGGCCUGGCCCAGGCACCGUGUACGAUGUGCCCCGUGAACGGGUCCUUCCUCCUGAGGUGACCGACGGUGGUGCGCCUGACGACGGUGUGUAUGCGGUGCCUCCCCCAGCUGAGCGUGAGGCCCCAGCGGACGGCAAGCGCCUAUCGGCCUCCAGCACCGGUAGCACACGCAGCAGCCAGUCCGCGUCCUCCUUAGAGGUGGCGGGGCCGGGCCGAGAACCCCUGGAGUUAGAAGUCGCUGUGGAGGCCCUGGCUCGGCUGCAGCAGGGUGUGAGCGCCACCGUUGCCCACCUCCUGGACCUGGCAGGCAGCGCCGGUGGGACCAGAAGCUGGCGCAGCACCCCUGAGCCACAGGAGCCACUGGUACAGGAGCUGCGGGCCGCCGUGGCCGCCGUCCAGAGUGCUGUUCAUGAGCUGUUGGAGUUUGCCCGCAGCGCUGUUGGCAAUGCUGCCCACACAUCUGACCGUGCCCUGCACGCCAAGCUUAGCCGGCAACUGCAGAAGAUGGAGGAUGUGCACCAGACACUGGUGGCACAUGGUCAGGCUCUUGACACUGGCCGGGGAGGCCUGGGAGCCACCCCUGAAGACCUGGACCGGCUGGUGGCUUGUUCGCGGGCCGUGCCCGAGGACGCCAAGCAGCUGGCUUCCUUCCUGCACGGCAAUGCCUCGUUGCUCUUCAGACGGACCAAGGCCCCUGCCCCGGGGCCCGAGGGGGGUGGCACCCUGCAUCCGAACCCCACUGACAAGGCCAGCAGCAUCCAGUCACGGCCCCUGCCCUCACCCCCUAAGUUCACCUCCCAGGACUCGCCGGAUGGGCAAUACGAGAACAGCGAGGGUGGCUGGAUGGAGGACUAUGACUACGUCCACCUGCAGGGGAAGGAAGAGUUUGAGAAGACCCAGAAGGAGCUGCUGGAAAAGGGCAGCAUCACACGGCAGGGCAAGAGCCAGCUGGAGCUGCAGCAGCUGAAGCAGUUUGAACGCCUGGAACAGGAGGUGUCGCGGCCCAUAGACCAUGACCUGGCCAACUGGACUCCGGCCCAGCCCCUGGCCCCAGGGCGGACAGGCAGCCUGGGGCCCUCGGACCGGCAGCUGCUGCUCUUCUAUCUGGAACAGUGUGAGGCCAACCUGACCACGCUGACCAAUGCCGUAGACGCCUUCUUCACUGCUGUGGCCACCAACCAGCCACCCAAGAUCUUCGUGGCGCAUAGCAAGUUCGUCAUCCUCAGCGCCCACAAGCUGGUAUUCAUCGGGGACACCCUGUCUCGGCAGGCCAAGGCGGCUGACGUGCGCAGCCAGGUGACCCACUACAGCAACCUGCUGUGUGACCUCCUGCGCGGCAUCGUGGCCACCACAAAGGCCGCUGCCCUGCAGUACCCAUCACCUUCUGCUGCCCAGGACAUGGUGGAGAGGGUCAAGGAGCUGGGCCACAGCACCCAGCAGUUCCGCCGUGUCCUGGGCCAGCUGGCAGCCGCCUGAGGGCAGUGACCCCCCAAUGGGGGCAGGGGAAGGGUGUGGCGGCCCCAGCUCCCCGGCCCCCAUCUCAAGAGUAGCUGUGCCGCAGGCUUGGGGACAGGACCCCAGCUCUGCCUCGGGCCUGGCGCUCCGUAUGCCCAGGAUCUGUAUAUAUUUAUGGUUGGGCAGGGCAUGGGGCCGUGCCCCCUCAGAGCAGCCAAAGCCCGGGGGCCGACCAGGGGCCUUCCCCGUUGUGUACUGCAGGACCUUGUGCCACCCAAGGGCUGAGCCUGGUCCCCAGAGGGUGCCCUGUGGCCUGACGGGGCCAGUGCAGUUGGUGUGUUCCUCCGCCUCACCAGGAGAAGACCCUGAAGAACUAUUUUUCAUUAUUGAUUUUCCAAUCAUUUGACUAAUAGUCUCCAUUUAAAUAAAGUUUUUAAAAUGAAGAACAGCUGCCUGAGGGUACCAGAUGAGGGCAGCCUGGGGCGGGUGAUGGUUCAGGGAAGGCACUUGGGGGCAAGGGCCACUCAUGAGAAUUCCCAGGAGGGCGGAGGAGAGGUGGGUCCCUCCAGAAGAAAACUUAAGGGGCACCGAGGCCAGGCGUCUCCUGCAGGGAGCGAGUUCUGUGGCUGGCCACAAGGCCCUGGGAGCCAGGGCAGAGCCUGUGCCUGAGAGGAGUUGGGGGCAGUUUCAGAGCUGCAGGGUCUAGGGCCUCGAAGGCACAGCUUGGGCGUGGCCCCUUCGAGUCCUGGGACGUGCCACAGUGAGCACCUCCCGUGCCUACAUCCAGCAUCUGGAGCUAUGGCAGGUGGGGCAGGACCAGAGGCAGGAGGGGAAUUAUGGGUUCCCAUGAGCUGAGGGCACCACAGGGGGCUGCAUCCGGAGCUGUGUUUAAAAUAAUCUCAUCCCAGCCUGUGCAACUCCCGAAGCACAGUGCUGGAAUGAUACAUGGACUGGCCUCCCAAGUUGGGAGAGCAGGGCCCAGAGAAGGCCCUUGCCCUGGGCAAGUGUGUCUCCCCGGUGGCUCCCCCACCAGCAGCCCACAGCCCACAUGGAGGCUCCAGGGUGCCUGGAAGCCCUGGUGCUCCUCCCAACCCUGACAACUCCGCAUAUGAAUGUGGACCUUGGUUUCCCCAUCUGUACCAAGAAGUGGGUAGGGCUGAUCCUCCUGAUCCACCUCCACAGAGGGGGCCUCCUGACAGCAUCCAUCUCACGGCACACUUAGCCCACCUGCCUGGCUGAGGACACAAGUAAAGGUGUGUGCAGUUG
Saimiri boliviensis boliviensis (Bolivian squirrel monkey) is the source of this 4251-nucleotide messenger RNA. NCBI's taxonomy places the organism in Eukaryota, Metazoa, Chordata, Mammalia, Primates, Cebidae. The record is from RefSeq and is a predicted model, not a curated record.